AUGCGCAGUGUCAAGUUGAUGUGCCUCCUGAGUGUUUUCUCCGUCUUCACCCCGGCGAUGGUUCUCUGGCGGCAAUGGAUCCUGCGGAAACGGCCCUCGUCGACGGCUUCGCGCAUCACCACCACCGCGAUCAUGUCGUUCCUGGUGCUGUUCGUGAGCGGCGGCGGGAUCCUCUGGUGGGAGUGUGUGGAGGAGAGGCGAGUGAGGAAGACACUCCAGAUGGAUGAUGAUUUCGCGCUACGGACCGCGCUGCUGACCGAGAGUGCCCUGAAGGGGUUCUUCGUUACCAGUGUUAUCUACACCACGAUGCUGUGGCUGCUGAAGAUGGCUUUCCUCGCGUACUUCGGAAACGUCAUAAGCAUCCUCACCACCCAAGCACAGAUACUAUUCAUUGCCGUCUGCGUUUAUACCUUUGUAUCGUAUGGCACUGCCAUAGGAUUCCAGUUUGGCUACUGUGGGCCCGUCAGCAAUAACUGGACACUAGAUCCAACAACCCAAUGUAUCCACUUCCAGACCCUGACGGUGAGCACGAUUCAAGCCGUCCUGAACCUAUCCGCCGAUCUUUUGGUCCUAACAAUGGCGUUGAUAAUAAUCUCAUCACUCCCGCUCGCCUCCGCACGGGACAAAGCGGCACUACUCAUUGUCGCCGGGCUAGGCAGCGUGUCGAUAAUCAUGUGUGCCGUGCGCUUUGGCGAGAUGUACAUGGUGAUCACGAACGGCAGCGGCCAGCUCGAAAUCUUGGGCCAACUCAACGUCUGGGCCACGCUCGAGGUGAACUUUGCUGUCACCGCUUUCUGUCUGCCGACGUUCCGCGCUCUGCUGCUGAAGCGCUGCCCCUGGCUGCGAGCCGCGAGCCAUCCCGGCACGGCUACGGGAGUCGAGACAAUCGGUGGGAGCGACUGGCAGGGCAGGAAGGUGCGCACCGGGCGCACGCGAAAUUCCGCGGACGAGAUCGGGGACGAGUGCGAGCCGGAUGGCGAUGUGUGGACGGUACAUACCGCGCCGAAUAAAUCUUCAACGGCGGCGGAUGCGGGUGAUAUUGUCUGA
Molecule: messenger RNA, 1047 nt
Organism: Tricharina praecox
Lineage: Eukaryota; Fungi; Ascomycota; Pezizomycetes; Pezizales; Pyronemataceae
Exons: 5
Coding region: 1-1047 (348 amino acids)
Source: RefSeq, a predicted model, not a curated record